Saccostrea echinata is the source of this 851-nucleotide messenger RNA. Its product is annotated as putative nuclease HARBI1. The transcript has 4 exons. Lineage: Eukaryota; Metazoa; Mollusca; Bivalvia; Ostreida; Ostreidae. The record is from RefSeq and is a predicted model, not a curated record. The coding region runs from base 1 to 822 and encodes 273 amino acids.
AUGGCGGCCAACGUAAUGUUUGGUCAGUUGGGUAGAAGAAGAGCGGAUAGGGUUUUUAGAGAACGUUUUUCUGUACAAAACAUGAGUGAAGAGGAAAUUCGGAGGCGGUAUCGAUUUGGAAAGGAAUCAAUAAAACAAAUCGUGGAUUUACUUGACCCAGUAAUCGGCCAUAGAACUAGAAGGUCGCAGGCAUUAUCAACAGAAAUACAGGUGAACUGUGACGACAAAAUUAUAGAUGGCACCCAUGUACGAAUCCAAGCCCCCUCUCAAAAUGAACCAGCAUACGUUAAAAGGAAAGGCUUCCACUCAGUAAAUGUACAGGCGAUUUGUGAUUAUACAGGCAGAUUUACCAACAUGGUAGCUAGAUGGCCCGGAAGUACACAUGACAGUCAAAUAUUCCGUAUGUCAGGAACAAGACAAACUAUAGAAGAGAAGUUUCACUCGAUUAAGGAUGGGAUUGUUCUUGGUGACAGCGGUUACGCAUGUAAACCUUAUCUUAUGACCCCGUAUCUGAGACCAUCGACACCAGCUCAGGAACGCUUUAACUCGGCCCAUUCGAAGACCAGGGUGACCAUUGAGCGUGCAUUUGGUUGGUGGAAGAGGCGUUUUCGCGUCCUCCAUGCUGAAAUACGGAUGACACCGGAGAGGGUCUGCACAGUCAUAGGAGCAUGUGCUGUACUUCACAAUCUUGCUAUUUUAUUCCGGGAGCCACUUACAGACGAAGAUCAAGACUUGGACGUCGAUGGAAAUAUUCAAGGGCAGUACAACGGACCCGAGGAUGGGAAAAACAUAAGAAAUUAUAUCACACAACAUUAUUUUUAAGAACUUGCAUUUAUUUUAUGUGUACCAAU